Messenger RNA from Prunus armeniaca (apricot), 369 nucleotides. Lineage: Eukaryota; Viridiplantae; Streptophyta; Magnoliopsida; Rosales; Rosaceae. The record is from the annotation of a GenBank genome assembly.
AUGGCGUCUUCCUUUACAAUCAAAAUUGAGGGUCUUCCCGGCUUGAUUACUAUUCGAUUGAGUGAUGCUAAUUUCAUGAAAUGGAGAUUUCAAAUUGAAUCCGUUUUGCAAGGAUUCGAUUUAUUUGGGUAUUUGGAUGGCUUCAUUGUUCCUCUUCCCAAAUUUGCACUUCUUGCUACAAGGGGUGUUUCCUCUCAAAUUACUAUAGCUUAUCAAGAGUGGCUCAAAACUGAUACUGCGUUACUAGGUUUGCUCCUUGCGACUCUCUCUGAUGAGGUGAUUGAUUAUGUAAUUGGUACAAAGACGGCUCGUGAGGCUUGGCUCAUGAAUUGUGGGGUGGCUGGGGUUGCGACGGGGUUGGGUUCGUGA